AUGUGUGACUUUCUACAAGCACGUGAUUUUCAAUCAUGGGUUCGUGUUGCUUAUGGAUAUGAUCCUCAGAUUGUUACAGAAGGCGAUGUAACUGUUCCAAAUGAUAUUGGUAGGGAGCAUUGGCCAUUUCAAAUUUCAUCUACUUAUCUACAUACCGCAGGAACUUCCAGGGAAGCGUAUUUGGCUAGACGAAGUGCAGUGCGAGGAUUUAAAUAUAUUGAUCCUGCAAUUUGUCAAUAUGUUGCAUCUCCAAAAGCUAACAGCCAUAUUUUACUCAACAAGAAUCGCAUUAUUCUUUCUCAGUACUCAAGGAUUCAGAUUUUCAAAACCGACAAGAAGGAUGCAGCUGUUUCCGUGACACUGCAGGAUCACAAUGCUCGGAUUACGUGUGUGAGAUGUUUCCCACUCAAUGAAACAUCUUUGUUUCGAAGAAAAGGAGAUGAUUUACUGGUAACUUCUAGCAGCGACCACUCAAUCCGUCUUUGGUGGGAGGACCGUUGUCAGCGAUGUUUUAAAGGUCAUAAUGGCACAGUUACCACCAUUGCAGAUAAACUAUUGGGCGAUACUGACGUAAGAGUACUUGCAAGUGGAGGAGAAGACAAAACUGUACGUCUUUGGUCUAUUUCUUCAAGUGGUAAACGGGGGCAGCAUGCUUUGAGAAAAACAUUUUUUGGGCAUGAAAGACCAAUUGAGUCCCUAGCAGUUCCAGGGCACAGUAAUUCUCUCUUAGUGAGCCUCUCCAAAGACACUUUGGUGAGAGUUUGGGAUACAAAUGCAACUCAAUCUGGUUGCGUUGGAAUGACUUCAAUGGUUGGCCUGCCCAUCGAUAUGAAAUGCCAUGAAUCGUUAUGCUACGUGGCUGCUGCUUCAUCAGUUACAACAAUUGACUUGAGAACAAUGCGGAAGGUUUUCACUGCAGCUGUUCAUCGACCAAAAUUUUGCUCGUUCCAGAUGCUUCCCUCCAAAUUCUUAGUUUGCACUGGUGGAGAUGAAAAAGCUAUGCUAUGGGACAUCAGGAAAGCUUGUGAAGGGAAAUCAGAACCAGUUGCUAUUCUGGGUGGACAUGAGGGUCCAAUUUCACAUUUAUACAUGGAUCCAUACAAAGUUGUCACCGGAAGCCGAGUUGAUCCGCUUGUUAGGGUCUGGGAAACCAACACUGGUAGGUUUACAAAUUCUUUCUCGUGUAGAACGGACAACGAAAAUGAAUAUGAAACUGGUUGUUCCGUCAUGGCUGUAGAUGCUUGUCGUAUAGUUACUGCCAACUUUGGCAUGGAACCAGAACAAGUAUGGCUCAGGGACUUCAGUAAUGCUGAAGUCCCUGUUCCAAGUCAUGAGGAUGAUUAUGAUUCCAAAUUUUGGGAGCUCCCUGAAGUUUAAGCAUUACUGAAAUUAUUAACAGAGUAAUAUUUUAUUUAUUUUUUCCUUUUUUUGUUGUUGCAAGUACAUUACUUUAAAUCAUAAAACUUUGCUGAGUGAAUGUAUGAGUGAUUCCCA
Messenger RNA from Papaver somniferum (opium poppy), 1494 nucleotides. RefSeq lists its product as uncharacterized. NCBI's taxonomy places the organism in Eukaryota, Viridiplantae, Streptophyta, Magnoliopsida, Ranunculales, Papaveraceae. Gene Ontology annotation, molecular function: protein binding. The record is from RefSeq and is a predicted model, not a curated record. The transcript is spliced from 8 exons. The coding region runs from base 1 to 1377 and encodes 458 amino acids.